UCUCCAUUUCUGACCUAAUACAUUAAAUCGAGAUCGGUACUAGGUACGUGCCCUAACUGUAUAAGGCACCUCUUCGGGUCUGCUACGGAUCACUUCUCAAUUUCCUACCAAUACUCUCGCAAUUUAUUAGUUUGGCACUUGCACCAUCUGCCAAGAACCAUUUCGCACCAUACCAUAAAUCAUCCUUCCACAGCGCCUACCACUCCAAAACUACACCAUGUACUGGCGGUAUAACUGGUGGAAACAAGAGGCAUAUCCCUCGUGCAAGCCCAUCAACCUCUCGGAGGGCAUGCUUAUCUCACACUACGUCUACUCGCCCGUGAAGCACAUCACAUCUGGGGUAUACCAGCAGCAGUGCUGGCACGACUCGGUACCCAUGAUGAACACCAACAUGGGACUCGUCAUCGACAAGUUCACCACGCCGUUGCCCAUCGCGGCGCAGUCGUGGCAGAUGUUCACCAAGAACAACGCCCAGGGGUCCUUUGCCUACAGCGUGGUGUCCAUCGUGUACGCCAUCUCCAUCCUGUUUGUGAUCAUCUGGUUCCUUACCAUCUUCGUGCUCACCAACUACACGAUCAAGCCUUCGUUGUUGAUGAAGGCAUCCACCAUGUUGUCGUCGUUCUACAUUCUCCUUGUGGUGGGCAAGUCCAUGGCCGUGCUCCACGACCAGCAGCGUGCUGGGUACUUGCACGGCACCCAGCUCUUGGAGGUCAUCAACGACUACUUGCCCAUCAACAUCGUGGACUUGGUGGUGGUCAUUCUCCUCCAGAUUAACCAGGUCCAGGUCAUCAUGCGCAUCUUCCUGCGCCAAAAGGACAAGAGAACUGCCUUUUUCAUUGGCAUCUUUGCAUCCAUCACCUCGCAAGUCAUCUGGGCCGUGGCCAAGUUCUACAAGUUCAAAGACAAUAACGAGGCUGGAGACACCCUUCCCGCGUUCAUCUACCUUGUGCGGAUCGUCAUGGGGCUCUGCUACGCAGCCAUCAUCUCGGUGUACCUCUUGACCAAGAUCUACUACAUCAUCGCAAACAAGACAAUCUGGUUGCUCUCGUUGCUUACGAUCGUGUUGAUAUACAGCCCCGUGGCGUUCUUCGUGGCUGACGUCUCCAACGCGUUUGUCUACGAGUUGUCCGAGGUGUUCUCGGUGGUCACCUAUGUCAUAUGUGUGGUGAUCCCUUGGGAAUGGUGCAACAAAUUCAAUAUCAUUCAAAAAGCCAAGGAAAAGGAGGGAGUUUUGGGUAGAAAAUUCUACGAGGACGAGUUGUACGAACUUGACAGAUUCGAGCUUUUCGUGGAGGAAGACAGAGACGACGAUUUCUCUGGGGGAAACGGCGAGGAUAUAGAAUUGCUCGAUAGAUCAAGACAAGAAGGAAGCUCAAGCCAGUCCCAGAGGCUGAAUCACUCGAUACCUGACUCUGCCACCAUAGGCAAGACCAACAGGCUUUUUAUGACAUUACGGAAGACUAAGGAGAGCUUUUUGGCGUUGACUGAUAACAUUAUUGCAGCCGGUUUUGCAAUCCCAAGAUCAGUCAGUGUCUCUACCCAGUCCAUUGACGCUUCAAGAUCCAAAAACACCCAUUUGGAGCGCAUGGAUGCUCAGCUCAGCAAUCACCAAACUUCCACCCGCACCAGGCCCGAUGCUGUGGAUAGCGUUCCUACAGGGGAAAAUUUGGAGGGAAGUUCUAGGAACAGAAGGAACGUUUUUGUCUACUCCACAAAGGAGGUCAGGUUCCAUAAUUCGGACGACGAAUCCUGAUCGCCUAAAGGUACUGGUAUUAUUUAUAGAAUGGCGAUCUACGGUUUAAGGAAAUGCAAAGGAAUGUUUAUUUCAAAGGGA
Suhomyces tanzawaensis NRRL Y-17324 is the source of this 1834-nucleotide messenger RNA. It is a transcript of the gene RIM21, whose product is annotated as Rim21p. Gene Ontology annotation, cellular component: plasma membrane. The coding region runs from base 218 to 1753 and encodes 511 amino acids. The record is from RefSeq and is a predicted model, not a curated record. Lineage: Eukaryota; Fungi; Ascomycota; Pichiomycetes; Serinales; Debaryomycetaceae. Gene Ontology annotation, biological process: cellular response to pH. The transcript has a single exon.